Messenger RNA from Macrobrachium nipponense, 815 nucleotides. RefSeq lists its product as uncharacterized. The record is from RefSeq and is a predicted model, not a curated record. The coding region runs from base 150 to 569 and encodes 139 amino acids. The transcript is spliced from 3 exons. NCBI's taxonomy places the organism in Eukaryota, Metazoa, Arthropoda, Malacostraca, Decapoda, Palaemonidae.
GAAUUUAGGAAAUGCGUAAAUAUUGGUGUAUCUGGCAUCUCUCAAGAUCUUCGCUCAUCAGAUAUAAACAGUCACAGGAACGUCGGUCAGCACAGAUCACACAUAACUUCAUUCAGUGUAGCAUCAACACUACAGUCAGCUGAGCCAAAAUGAAAUUCUUCAUUGUCGCCUCAUUCUGCGUGGCAGUUGCUCUUAGCCAGAAUGUGAUUCAGCCAAAACCAGAUGUUCGAAAUCUGCCUGCUGAAGUCCGCAAAGAGGCUCCAGGUCAAUGCUACGGAUUUACUGCCAAAAAGGCCUUCGCCGUUGGCCAGUCGUGGCCCCUGGGUCCCUUCUGUGGAAGAGCCACCUGCAUUCAACAUGAAGGCAAACUCUUCGAAAAGGUGGAAGACUGUGGCUUUGAGCCCAAGCCAUCUCCCGGCUGCAGAGUCAAGAACGAAGCCGACCAAGCUAAGCCAUACCCAGCCUGCUGCCCCGUGUACGAGUGCCAGCCAGGUGCCACCCUCCAGUACCCAACACCAGAGGAACUGAGGGCUGCUGCAGAGCAGGCUGCCAAGGCUGCACAAGGUUAAAUAUUCUCUCAUAAAGGUUCUAGUCUAUAACUGAAAUGAAUUCAUGACAGAGCGUAUUUAUUCAAAGCAUUUUCUCAUCCUAAUGUCAAGGACUACAAUUCUGCAAACAAGUUUAAAAAUCAAAAUCAAUUCUGUAAAGGAACUUUCUGAGAUAGAAAUGAUCUUACUAGAGAAUGAGGGAAUUUUGCAUCUCAUUAUAUAUUAUAUUUUUAUACAUAUUUGAAAAUAAAAAGAAAUUGUUACGGA